CGCUCCAGUCCCACACUGGAAAAAAGGCGGUCCCGACCUGCAUCCCUGUGAAAGCCUCCCUAGGCAGGUGCUGGAAGUCGCGAUUCAGCCAGGGGUGGGAAGGGAACUGUGAGAGCAGGAAGUAGCUCCAGGAGAGUUGGUUGGGCGAGGGAAGGGGUCGAGUUCAGGGCGCCCAGUAGUACUCAGCCCCUGCGCAGCCGGAACACAACGCGAAACUCUUGAAAAGCAUAUAGAGCCAAAAGUGAACCAGCCCUCUCUUGCACUCCUGGAACCAUGACCAAUAAUGGAACAGAUCUAGCCAUUGGCUACCUCUCCUCUUCUGUAGCGGUACUUUUGUUUGGCUCAAACUUUGUGCCACUUAAAAAAUAUGAUACUGGUGAUGGAAUGUUUCUUCAGUGGGUUCUUUGUGCUGCCAUUUGGUUGGUUGCUUUGGUGGUCAACCUGAUAUUACGAUGCCCUAAGUUUUGGCCUUUUGCAAUGCUUGGGGGCUGCAUCUGGGCAACAGGGAACGUUGCUGUGGUCCCAAUUAUCAAAACCAUUGGUUUAGGCCUUGGAAUCCUAAUCUGGGGAUCAUUUAAUGCUAUAACUGGCUGGGCAAGCUCAAGGUUUGGCUGGUUUGGAAUGGAUGCAGAAGAAGUACCAAAACCUCUGCUAAAUUAUAUUGGAGCUGGGCUCUCAAUAGUAAGCGCCUUCAUAUUCUUAUUCAUCAAAAGUGAAAUAUCAAAUGGCACAUAUUCCAUGGACACCACCCCACUAAUGACAGAGCAGGCGAUCAACACAACUCAAGAUCCCUGUCCUGAUUAUUCCUGGGUGGAUAAACUUCCUACAGUAUACCACCGCAUAGUGGGCUGCAGUCUUGCAGUGAUAUCUGGAAUACUCUAUGGGUCUACAUUUGUGCCAAUCAUUUAUAUUAAGGACCACAGCAAAAGAAAUGAUAGCAUAUAUGCAGGGGCAAGCCAGUAUGAUUUAGACUAUGUUUUUGCACACUUCAGUGGCAUCUUUCUUACGAGUACAGUCUACUUUCUGGCCUACUGUGUAGCCAUGAAAAAUAGUCCCAAACUAUAUCCUGAGGCAGUCUUGCCAGGGUUCCUGUCAGGAGUGCUUUGGGCCAUAGCUACCUGCUGCUGGUUCAUCGCUAAUCAUUCUCUAAGUGCUGUGGUCAGUUUUCCAAUAAUCACUUCUGGACCAGGAUUUAUAGCUGCAUUGUGGGGUGUUUUCAUUUUUAAGGAAAUACAGGGUCUACGAAACUACCUAUUAAUGAUACUUGCAUUUUGCAUCAUCUUGAGUGGAACUUUAUGCACAGCUUUUUCUAAAAUCUAAACAUCGCAAGACCAGCAGAUGGCAGCAGUGGUUAGGAGAACUCCCUUACUGGACAAGAGAGGGAUUAUGCUGAGAAGAGUUUCACUUUCAUACAACAAAUGGAUCUCAACCACUUCUGAUUUUUUCCCUCAUAAAUGUGAAAAUGGAGGAAAAUUAUGUUUCAGUCUACUAUAAAAAUGAAAAAUUCUUCUGAUGAACUGUUAAUGAGGGUAGGACUUUACAAGGUGCCUGAAAUUUGUACAUUCAUGUAGCAUUACAUCUAACAAUGCUGAUUUUUGUUUGUUUCGUUUCUUUUAACACAAAGUAUACCUGGUGUUGCAUAAUCUAGAAAACAGCAUGGAGUUCAUAUACAAAGAAGUUACCAUCCAAAUUUCUAACUUACUAAUGAAGAGAAACAGAAAUAAAGGCCUGUGGUGGAGGGGGAAGGAGAAGACUCACCAUAUGGAAUUAAAUUGCAAAGAUACUUGGAUAUUUUGCUAACAAAAGUAAAUGUCACAGUUGAUGAUUACAGGUUUAAAAGACCAUUGAAUUAUUUUUAACUGAAAAAAUAAUUCAAAACUUAUUUUUACUUCCAAUUAAUAUUGUUCAACUCUACAUCAUCGGCCCAUCUUAGCUUAAAAUACCUUGAUUAUCUCCAAAUAAAUCCAUCCUCAGAGAACAAAAGUUUUCCACCAUUGAGGAUAUGUACAAAAUGUAACACAUGCAUACAUAAGUCCACACACAGAUGCAUUUUUAACUGCACAUCUAUUCAUAUGUGCACAGUUAUGAAUUUGGGGAAAAUUCUAGAGUUGGUAAAGUAAGGUUCUAGCUUAUCAGGUCAAUUUAAAGGGACCAACACUCAUUUACAUUUUUUUUUCUAAAAUAUACUUAUCUGAAAUCAUUUUAAAUGGAGGCUUUCUGUUUUAUUCCUAUUUAAACUAGUGGUUUCCAAUAGACCACUGGAAAGAAAAUGACAUGGCAAUAGUUUUAUUUAUUUAGGAAAAUGGAAAUAGAAUUACUAAUACAAUGUUCAUUGACAUGGUUUUCAAACCCUUAACACAAUAGAACUAUUGUUCAAAUGUAAAUUUCACCUGCUCCCACCUGAUAACACAUAUUUUGUGUGUGUGUGUGCUAGAGAAACAGAACAACAUUCUGUAUGAGUGCAUAAACUCGGAAGACAACCUGCACCAGUUUAAAUUCCACCUCUGCUUCAUUUUAAUCAUUUGAUUUUGGACGAGUUCCCAAGCUCAUUGUUAUCAAAUUCCUUAUUUGCAAAGUGGGGUUAAUGGUAGUACCUGUCUCACAUGACUAGUAUACAGUUACAAUAUGUAAUGUUUGUGAGUGCCUGGUAUUUGGCAAGCACUGUAUAAUUGUUCCCUAUUAAAUGUUAUUUGAAGGGAAAAUGUCUACAAAUUGGAAAAUACCUUUUCAGAGCUACUAUCCUUAUUAACCUCCAUCCAAUUACCUUUGGUUCCUCCAUAUGAAAAAGGACACUGGAGUCCCUAUAUAAUUAUUGAACUGCUAAUACAAAUAAAUAUUUGAUUAUUAACUCCUUAAGCCCAUUUUAAUUUUAACCUGUCAUUAAAUUAUGCUGAUAACUUUUAAAUAAAUUAACAUGAUAAAAAAAUA
Messenger RNA from Marmota monax (woodchuck), 2928 nucleotides. It is a transcript of the gene Tmem144, whose product is annotated as transmembrane protein 144. Gene Ontology annotation, molecular function: carbohydrate transmembrane transporter activity. The transcript is spliced from 12 exons. The record is from RefSeq and is a predicted model, not a curated record. Gene Ontology annotation, cellular component: membrane. Gene Ontology annotation, biological process: carbohydrate transmembrane transport. The coding region runs from base 274 to 1320 and encodes 348 amino acids. NCBI's taxonomy places the organism in Eukaryota, Metazoa, Chordata, Mammalia, Rodentia, Sciuridae.